Chiroxiphia lanceolata (lance-tailed manakin) is the source of this 931-nucleotide messenger RNA. RefSeq names its product tescalcin (gene TESC). Bases 47 to 691 code for a protein of 214 amino acids. The transcript has 8 exons. Gene Ontology annotation, molecular function: calcium ion binding. NCBI's taxonomy places the organism in Eukaryota, Metazoa, Chordata, Aves, Passeriformes, Pipridae. The record is from RefSeq and is a predicted model, not a curated record.
CGCUCCCGGUGCAGCGCCCGCGGCGCCGCUCCCGGCACGGCCCGGGAUGGGCUCCGCGCACUCCGUGCCCGCCGAGAUGCGGGAGCUGGCGGACAGGACCGGCUUCACCUCGGAGCAGAUCGAGCACCUGCACCGGCGCUUCAAGCAGCUGAGCCAGGACCAGCUGACGAUCCGCAAGGAGAAUUUUGACAGCAUUCCCGACCUGGAGUUCAACCCAAUUAGGGGGAAAAUCGUCCACGCCUUUUUCGACAAGCGGAACCUGCGGCAGGAGUCGGACGGGCUGGCGGACGAGAUAAACUUCGAGGACUUCCUGACCAUCAUGUCCUACUUCAGACCCAUCGAGAUGAACAUGGACGAGGAGCAGCUCGACCGCUUCCGCAAGGAGAAGCUCAAAUUCCUGUUCCACAUGUACGACUCGGACCACGACGGGAAGAUCACGCUGCAGGAGUACAGGAAUGUGGUGGAGGAGCUGCUGUCGGGGAACCCCCACCUGGAGAAGGAGUCUGCCCGCUCCAUCGCCGACGGGGCCAUGAUGGAGGCCGCCAGCAUCUGCGUGGGACAGAUGGGGCCGGACCAGGUGUACGAGGGCAUCACCUUCGAGGAUUUCCUUAAGAUGUGGCAGGGGAUCGACAUCGAGACCAAGAUGCACGUCCGCUUCCUCAACAUGGAGACCAUCGCCCACUGCUACUGAGGGGGAGGAGGAGGAGGAGAAGAGGAGAGGAGGAAGAAGAGGAGGAGGAGGAGGAAGAGGAGGAGGAGGAGAAGAGGAGGAGGAGGAAGAAGAGGAAGAGGAGGAAGAAGAGGACUCAGCAGCAGCUCCAUGUUCCUGGCACCAAGCUCUCUGUCCCCGCCCGCACUGGGGCUGCCGCUGCUCUCUAGAAACAUAAGAGGCUUUUAUCUGUAAUAAAAGGUAUUUCUCUUUUUAUUCCCA